AUGCCCAGGUCACGCCACGACCUGAGUUUGACCUUUAACCCAGUGGAAGCCCCCACCUCGUCCCGCAGCACCACCCCCUCCUCCCUGGCGUCUCAGGGUGAGGAACAGGACCAGGAACCAGAGGAACCAGACACAGAAACGGAUCUAGAACCAGAGGAGACUGAGACCCCGUUACACCAUACACACCUCGAACAACUGAAGUCAGAGGACUUCACUGCCUGUCUAGAAGAGAAGGAGGCAGAAGAGGUAGAAGAGGAAAGAGAAGAGCAGGAAACAGAGGAAGAACGACAGAAUGAAGAAGUGAAUGAGAAAGACAACUGCUCGGCCUCCAGUAUCUCCUCUGCCAGCAGUACCCUGGAGAGAGAGGAGAGGGGGAGCAAUGAGAACGGUCCGUGGACCCAGAGUGUUAAGGAGGUGGAUGUGAAUGAACAGUGCAGCAAAAUCCUCAACAGCAAACGCUUCAUGCUCGACAUGCUCUACUCCCAGAACAAGGAGCCCUGCGAGGAGGAGGAGGAGGAGGAGGAGAGGGGAAGGGAAAGAGGAGUAGGUGGAAAGGCCAACCAGGAAGCCGUCCAACCGUCUGACGAGGAGAGGAGAGCACGGAAAACCGACUUCCCGGAAAAAAAGGAAUCUCACUCGAACGUCAGAGUGUUCGCUGAACGUUUCGGGGAUCUCGUAAAAGGACUGGGCUCGCCUCCCCCCCUCAAUAGCCCCUCUCACGAGGCCGCCGUUGUAGAACAAGAGAAGCCCCCUCCACCUCCCCCUAAGAAGGAGUCAGAUACCAUCUGGGACCAACUCCUGGCCAGUCCUAGGGAGCUGCGCAUCGGAGACAUCGACUUCACAGACCUGAAAGAGGAAGACGAUGAAGACAUUCUGGAUGCCGGUCUGAUGGGGGGUUCAGACUCCCUGUGUCCCCCUCCUCCCCCACCCCCUAACCCUUACCUCCCAUCCUGCCCCCCACCCCUGUUGGGUUGUCCACCACCACCCCCAAUGCCAGGGAUGAGAAGCAUGCCUCCUCCACCCCCCUUCUGCUCCGCGGCCCCCGCCCCUCCUUCAGAACCAGUCCAGAAGAGGAAGAAGACGAUCCGGUUGUUCUGGAGUGAGGUGCGUCCGUCAGACUACCAGUACAUUAGCAGCAGGAGCAGUGGAGACUCUCUGUGGUUCAAACUAGAGCCGGUCAAGAUAGACACCUCCAAACUAGAACACCUCUUCCAGACCAAGUCCAAGGAGAUACCUGUCACCAAGAAAACGGCAGCGGACGGUAAGCCAGGAGGUCAUCGUUCUGGACUCAAGAGGAGUAAUGCCAUCAACAUCGGACUGACCGUCCUGCCUCCUCCUCGCACCAUCAAGACCGCCAUUCUCAACUUUGAUGAGUACGCACUCAACAAGGAGGGCAUCGAGAAAAUCUUGACGAUGAUCCCUUCGGAGGAGGAGAAGCAGAAGAUACAGGAAGCUCAGCUGGCCAAUCCGGACGUCCCCCUGGGCUCAGCAGAACAGUUCCUCCUCACCCUGUCCUCCAUCAGCGAACUGGCAGCCAGACUACAGCUCUGGGCCUUCAAGAUGGACUACGAGGCUACAGAGAAGGAAGUGGCAGAGCCGCUGCAGGAUGUGAAGGAAGGGAUGGAGCAGCUGGAGAAGAACAAGACUCUGCGCUACAUCCUGUCUACGCUGCUUGCUAUAGGAAACUUCCUCAACGGCACCAAUGCCAAAGGCUUUGAGUUGAGUUACCUGGAGAAGGUUCCUGAGGUGAAGGACACGGUUCAUAAACAGUCUCUGCUGCACCACGCCUGUUCCAUCGUGGUCGACCACUACCCUCAGAGUACUGACCUCUACUCUGAGAUAGGAGCUAUCACACGCUCUGCCAAGGUGGACUUUGACCAGCUGCAGGACAACCUGACCAUGAUGGAGCGCCGUUGCAAAGCAUCCUGGGACCAUCUGAAGGUGAUGGCCAAGCAUGAGAUGAAGCCCACGCUGAAACAGAAGAUGUCUGACUUCCUGAAGGACUGUGCUGAGAGAAUCAUUAUCCUGAAGAUAGUGCAUCACAGGAUAAUCAACAGGUUCCAUGCGUUCCUGCUGUACCUGGGCCACCCAGCCUACGGCGUGAGGGAGGUCAGUGUCCACCGGUUCAGCAAGAUCCUCAGUGAGUUCGCUCUGGAGUACCGGACCACACGCGACCGCGUCCUGCAGCAGAAACAGAAACGAGCCGACCACCGCGAACGCAACAAGACCCGCGGGAAGAUGAUCAUGGAUGUUAACGCACCCUCUGAUGAAGAAGAGGAAAUGGAGUCUGCAGGGCAGAAUGUUAGUGCCCCCGGUGGCGGGGUGGAGAGCUUGCAGCCUCAGGGUUUGGGCCAUGCUGAGGAUGCUGCAGAGCAUGAAUUCAUGAAGGCAGUACUGAAGACCAGCCUUCAGGGCGGCGACAGAGAGACAUCAGGGGUGCCGGGUCUACGCACACGUACCAGGUCACGGCCAGGCCGAGGGGGUCGAGUACAACAGGCACCGAUACCCCCCGCGGCGAUGGGGGUGGAGUCUCAGAGGUCAGGUGACGAUGAGGCUGAUGAGAUCAUGGAUCGCAUCGUGAGGUCAGCCAGUCAGAGGGCAGUGCCCCGGGAGAGGAGGAGGUCAAGAGCCAACCGCAAAUCACUGAGACGGACACUGAAGAGCGGUCUGACACCAGAGGAGGCUCUACUCCUCGGACUCUCCGACGCCGCCGAGAUGCCGGUGUGACAUCACCGCCCCCCGCCACGGCUAUUUGGAGCGCCAUGGAAACACACCCUGGAACACCUCCUUGACCCCCCCCCCACCCAUGUCACGCUUCUGCCUUCACUUCAACCCCGCCCCCAGAACCCUCCGUCAGCCAAUCAGUAGCCUUGUUAGUAGCUUAUGUUGUACCGGUAGCGAAUCACGCGUUAGCUUCUUGUGUCUGUGGUUGAUAAUCUUUGUUGAGGUCUUCAGAAGCCCCUCAAGGAAAGGGUCAGGGAAUGAAGGAGAGAAAAGGGAGAUCAUCUUUUGUUAGAAAUGUAUUUUGUGGAAAAAAGUCUCAACGUGAUGGAAGUUGGUUGAAUGAGAAUGAAUCUUAACGUUUGUCAUUUUCAACAUGCCUCUCGAUUGGAGACGGAUUUCAUCACGUUGAUAGGUUGAUUUGUAUUUAUAGAUUUUUGUUUAUUUAACUGUUACAGCCUAUAAAUAUGAAACAAAGAAACAAAGAAAGGGAGAAUAGAUGUUGCUUGCUGCAAGCGAUGUGUUACUCAAGUACCUACAGUAGGCCUAUAACCUUUAAAAAAAAAAAAUCCAAGCUGUGAACUUCAGGGUUUAAGAACAGAAUAAAGUUUGACUCGUUUGUCCAUCCUCUCAUAGUAAAGAAUGGGGUCGUGACCUGUGAC
Oncorhynchus masou masou (cherry salmon) is the source of this 3383-nucleotide messenger RNA. Its product is annotated as FH1/FH2 domain-containing protein 3-like. Gene Ontology annotation, cellular component: cytoskeleton; cytoplasm. NCBI's taxonomy places the organism in Eukaryota, Metazoa, Chordata, Actinopteri, Salmoniformes, Salmonidae. The record is from RefSeq and is a predicted model, not a curated record. Gene Ontology annotation, biological process: cardiac myofibril assembly; sarcomere organization; cortical actin cytoskeleton organization. Gene Ontology annotation, molecular function: actin filament binding.